GCGGAUUCGGAGAAGGCGCGCGCGUGGCCCGGGCCGGGUGCACGCUGCCAGUCUGGUUUCUGCCUCCUGCACCCAAGUGCCCAGUGGCAGCCCCUGAGUUUCUCUCCACCGCAGAUCUGGCCACCUUAACAGAGCUUCGCGGAUGGCCCACUCCGCACAAAAGCCCCUUCAGGGCCUCCGCUCCCUUCUUCCAUUCCUCGGGUCGCAAAUGCGAGUGUUUGGCCAGUUGCGGUUCCUCCACAAGGGACCCCGGUUACUUUUGCUCUUCUUGACUGUCCCCUCCCCCCUUCCCAAGAGACCAGUUUCUUCUCGGUCUAGAAAGAAAGUUUCAGGUUUCUGAAACAGAUCGCGAACUUCGUCGAGAAAAUUCAGUUGGAACAUCAAGACUGGCACACUCCUUUUCCUCAGACAAUAGGCAGGAGCCAGGCAGAGCCCAGGAAUUCUUGAAACACCUCUCUUCCAUUUGGAGGACACUAAGUUUUAUUUGACGACAAAGGCAGUUCAAUAUGGCAGCAGGACUGAAGGGACACGAAGGAGUUGUCACAGUGAUUUGGUGACAGUUCUUCCAACAACAGUGUCUUAAGGGAAGGUGGAUCAAGAAAACCCAGAACUUUGGGGUUGCAUUGAGAACUCGGCAUGGCUCAGGUAAAAAGCUCUAGAGUCCUCCUCCUUCAAGAUAACUGGGAAGCGUGUUUGCAGUUUCACUCUUAAAUGCUGCCUUAGUCAACAUACUGACCAACCCAGUGAGCCAAGCUCUGUAUUAAGCACCAGGGGGAGAUCUAGAGGAAGGAAAGGAGACAGGCCACAGCCCCUGCCUUCAGGGAGUUUCCAGUCAAAUGAAGGAGGUAGGCUAUACUGCAUCACAGGCACUGAUGGGACCUUUGCAAAGCAACAGGCAAGUCUCCUGGCUUGUGAAGGCCUAGCAGGUGUGAGUUUGGUUCCCACUGCAGCCAGCAAGAAGAUGAUGCUGAGCCAGAUUGCCAGCAAGCAGGCCGAGAACGGAGAGCGGGCAGGUAGCCCUGAUGUGCUGAGGUGCUCCAGUCAGGGCCACCGAAAAGACAGCGAUAAGUCCCGGAGCCGCAAAGAUGAAGACAGCUUGGCUGAGGCCUCUCAUUCAAAAAAGACUGUUAAAAAGGUUGUAGUAGUGGAACAAAAUGGUUCUUUUCAAGUAAAGAUUCCCAAAAAUUUUGUUUGUGAACACUGCUUUGGAGCCUUUCGGAGCAGUUACCACCUCAAGAGGCACAUCCUUAUUCAUACCGGUGAGAAGCCAUUUGAGUGUGAUGUAUGUGAUAUGCGCUUCAUUCAGAAGUACCACUUGGAGCGUCACAAGCGUGUGCACAGUGGUGAAAAGCCCUACCAGUGUGAACGGUGUCAUCAGUGUUUUUCUCGGACAGAUCGAUUACUCAGACACAAACGGAUGUGCCAAGGGUGCCAGUCCAAGACUUCCGACGGGCAGUUUUCUCUAUAGGCGCAAGGGGCCCUGGGUGGUGGGAGUGAUGAGAAGAAUCUACCGAAGAACGCACCCUCCUCUGGUCUGACGGUCCCACCACCACCCCGUGUGUACCUGUCCCCUCCUGGAGGAGUGGACCUAGGAGACCAGAAGAGUGCAUCAGGGGACAACAGCCCCAGAGCCUCAGCUCUGUAAAUAAUCUGAGACUAUGAGUAUCUCGGGGAAGUUCCUACAGCAUUCCUGGGCAGGAAAGCUAGUCCCUGGACCCUUGGCUGAGGUCAUAGGUGGGGGACUCAAGGUACAGGACCAAGACUGAAAUGUGGCUCCCACAACCUUGGACUCCAACUGGCAGCUGAAAUGAAAAAGAUUGGGAGAGGGAUUUGUUUAUUUGUUUGUCCUGUUCUUAUUUUUGUUUAUCCAAAAGCAAUUUCAGCAGGUACACUGUGGAUACAGGUAAUCUGGAGGUAUAGAACCAUGGCCACAGGGACGAUGGGUGGUCCAGCCCUCCAGAAUUGAGUUUUUAGUUGCAAUUGAUCCUCAGUGUUCCACAGCCCUGCCCCUUACCUCCUGUUUGAAGGAGAAUAGGAUCAGGGAUGGCAGCUGAGCUUACUUUGGCUUCCUUAUACACUGUAGGGACAAAAGGAAGAACAGUAGGAGGAGCAGACGAGGGCUGGAUCCAAGAAGAGUGGACAGGUACCUGUUAUUUCCUCCGGGGAAGAGUAAGAGUUGUGCCCAUGGAUGUUGUAAUGAACCAUGCCACACUGGUACCUAAUGGGGUCAGCCUAAGUGCCUUUUGGAGGAAACUUGGGUGACAGUGGCUCAUGAAGCCCUUUCCUUCUCUCUUUGGGCAGUUGACCUUGGAAAUAGUUUGUGGCUACCUCGCUGCCAUUGAUUCCUAAGCCAAACAGGGGUGUUGAGCCAGGGAGUCAUGGAUAUCAAAGUAGUUCUUCCUCCUUGUGCCCUCUUUGGAACCACCCAAGACUAGUCCUAAGUUGAGUAACACCUGUUCAGGAAACAGGAAUUAGGUGUCCCUUGACAUGACAGUUGAGCAGUGUGAGCUGUUCUCUCUGCCCAAGUCCUAUCACUGUAUUCAGGUAGAGGAGAUAGGGGUCUGGCCUUUGGUCCCAAAGAACAAGAUCUUGGCUUCCUUCUUGAUGGCCAUCCCUACCCAACAAAGAAUUGGGGGGAGUAGAAGAGCUGCAGAGAAAGGACUGAGGAUGAAACCUAAUGUAGGUUUUAUUCUUAACCAUACUCUUUGCUUCUCUCUGCUCCCAAAACCAUCAUCCUAUCCACCCUCAAAAAAAUGAUCUGGGGAGUGUGUGUGUGAGUGUUGGUGUUUGUGUGCUUGGAGUCGGCAUAUUAUUGAGCCAGGCUCUUCUCUGGCCUCUGCGCAGGGGAGGAUGAGCAUGAAACAGCCUCCCCCGCCCCAAACCUGAGGGUGUGUAAGGUUCCAGCAGGAACUGAGAAACUCAAAUUUAGGGAACAGGAGGGCUUUGUUUUGGAGGUGUUUUUGUUUUGUUUUUGUUUUUAGAUUGAUUCAACAGAGUGGGGGUUAGAUGUUUCUAACUUAUGCCAGGAGCUUGUGAACGUGAAUUUUCUAAAGUGAAAUAAAAAGCCCUCUUCCUGCUAAGGAAAGGAUCCUUAUGGAAGGCCUGGGGUUUGUGGCCUGUGUUCUGUGGCCUGCCCUGACCUGUGGAAUGAGGAGUAAUCAUGGAGACUUGAUGAACCUGACCAAGCUGUCAGUGGGGAUCCUAUGGCCUCUAGGAAAUGUGAGUUCUUUCCCAGAAAGUGUAGGGGACAGCAGCAACAUACUCCUGGCUGUUACCUAUUCUGGAAGAGAGCAUGGGGGAGUGGGGCAGCCCUCUGUACCUCUGAGGUGUGAGGAUCUCAGGGAAAGAGGAAAGGGGCAUGACACCUUUUAGGUUUUUCCUGAGAGCAUCUGAGAUCCUUUGGGGAGACCUUGGGGAAUGUGUGUGCCACCCUGUGCUUUAGGCUGGCACUCCCAGGGGUUGUGUCAGAAUCACCCUGUGGCCCCUGUUAGGGCAUUUUUCUGCAUGUGAGCCAGCCCCUUCCUGGGAGAGUGCUCUGCUCAGGCUGGAAUUUGUCUAUUGUCCGCCUCUGGGAAUAUGUUCUGGGAAGGAGGAUACGUUUAGAAAAUUGUCCUCCCAAGAGCGCUUUUGAAAAUGGGAGGCCUCGCUCCCUGCCACUGGGUUGUGGGUUGGGGUGGGUGGGUGUGGAGAGAAGCACGUGAGUGAUCCAUGCCCCUAUGUGUGUGAAUGUGUGUUUAGGUCAGGAUGUGCCUGGCCCCGACAGGCCUCACAUUCCUGCCUGAGAGAGUGGGAGAAGGGAAAUUAAGUGGAUUUGUAGAGCCAUACCAGAACCACCCCUGCCAACGCCUGGGUGUGGGGGAGACCCAGGAGCAGGGGGUUAGUUUGGUUGUCCAGGUGCUGAUGUUCUGGGGCCAUGGAUGUAUAAGGAGAGGGAAGCAAAGAGGUGAAAGUGAUUUAGCGCCCAUGGGGGGGCGGGUGCAGGAGCCCCACUUAUACCCCAGGGAAACCAUAGACUAAGACCGCCGCAAAGGCUCCUGGGCCCAACACCCCACCCUUUGUUUGCUGGGAUGGGGUCUAGCACUGGAAAGAUGCCUCAGGUGUGUUUGGAGUGAAGGGAAAGGGAGAUAGGGCAGGCUCUCAGAGACCAGGCUGUGGAAUUGGACCCGGGAAAGAGUAGCCCCGGUUCCUGGGUGAACUGCUAUACCAGGCCCUACCAGCCCUGCCCUUCCCAGCACCCCAAGUCUUUUCCGUCCACCCCCAACAGCCUCUUGUCAUCACUUAGCUACUGAUUGUGCCCCACGGCUUGACAUCGGAGGGUUAAGAGACACAGAGUCCCGCCACGACUUAUACUAGUAACCCUCUCCUCAGACUCUGCCUCUGCUGUAGCUCUGGGGCUUUUAUCUUAAUCCCUCCUACCUGCCUCACCACCCACCCUCUCUCUCUCUUUCUCUCUCUCUCUCUCUCUCUUUUUUUUUUUAAUAUACUUAUUUUGCUAUGGGGGGUGGGGAAUAUCAAAUGAACAAGAUCACUUUUAAAUGGUAGUUUUUAUAAGAUGUUAUAAACUUGUAUCUUUUUACCAUUAAAGUGCAGUGUAUGUU
Messenger RNA from Myotis brandtii (Brandt's bat), 4598 nucleotides. It is a transcript of the gene ZNF740, whose product is annotated as zinc finger protein 740. NCBI's taxonomy places the organism in Eukaryota, Metazoa, Chordata, Mammalia, Chiroptera, Vespertilionidae. The transcript has 7 exons. Gene Ontology annotation, cellular component: nucleus. The coding region runs from base 962 to 1468 and encodes 168 amino acids. Gene Ontology annotation, molecular function: DNA-binding transcription factor activity, RNA polymerase II-specific; RNA polymerase II cis-regulatory region sequence-specific DNA binding. The record is from RefSeq and is a predicted model, not a curated record. Gene Ontology annotation, biological process: regulation of transcription by RNA polymerase II.